AAAGAUGUAUAUAAGGGGGUAGAAAAAACACUUCAUUUGGACAAUGUUAUAAGAUUGCAACGAUUAGCUUACAUUCCACUAAUAAUCACCCCGUACGUACGUAAACACACACGUGUGUUUGAAUUCAAUACCCUUAAUUGCACACAGCCCUCUGCAUCGCAACAAUCCUAAUUAACCACGAAAUUUCACAAGUGGUUGAUUUGAUGAUGGUUCCCCCCUCCGUGAGAAAAUGGUCGCUCCCAUUCUCCAUCUCUCUCUCUCUCUCUCUCUCGACCCUAAUGUUUCACCUCAAGAGAUGCGGGAAAAGCAUAGAGGAGUAAUUUCCCAUUGGCACUGUGCAACCACUGUGUGUUCCUCAUCACCCGCCUCUCUCUCUCCGUGUGUGUAGUAUAGAUGGGGAUGCUCAGAACAUCCCGCUCCCUGUUAGUGCAUAAUUCGCCUGCCUCAUAGAUAGCAACUGCACUGUGUCCUUGAUGUGUAGUAUAGUAGCAGCACUAUGGUUAGUCAGCAGCAUCUCUGAAGCUAAAAGGCCCUCCCAUGAAGGUUCUAGUAGCGUGGAUUAGAUAGCAGCUCUUGAAGAGGAAUGCUUUUUUGUUCUUCUUUUUUUUUAGCCGGCAACCCCGUUGUUUUUUAGUCUCAGCAUCUUGAAGGAUCAAUCCAUCACGGUGAAAUGCUUCGGUGUGAUGUCGCAGAGGAACGUCACGGAUGUAAUGAUUGCAUUCCUCCUAAUGGGGGAUGAAUUUCACGUGCUGUAGUAAUGCUCGUUUUCUUCGUUGUUUCGCAUACAAUUUGGAUGUAUAAAGCAGGUGGUUAGAUUGCCUCAUCCGUCCAGUAGCCAGUGGAUGUUUAAAUUAUCGUCUCUGAGACGGAGGAAAUGUGGUUGUGGGAACAUCUUCUCAUGGACCAGUGUCAACAUCAAGGUGCUGUGUUGGUAAGACAUGCAUACUCGGAAACCUAGUGAACAUCUUGCCAUGGUUUGCUCGCAAGGGUAUUACUAAAACUUCUCUCUUUAUUUGACGAUGACUGAUGACUUCAAGAAUAAACGGAUGCUGAUUUGAAUUUAGCUAAGUGUGUAAUGAAGUAUCGAUUUACGUUUAUAAGAUGCUGCUCAAAUUUGGAUGUUAGAAUUAUAAAUUCGUGUCGUUCUUAUUCGCUGUAAAAAACUGGUUACCCACACCGUCAAAAUCGCAAUCCGGCAUCCAUGUUCUGCGUUUUAUCAGACGCGAAAUGGUCGUCGGGCUUUGACCUGGUGUAGCAUGACGGCAUGGGCAACCUAAGCAGCCAGGAAGACGACAGCUAUACUGACGACUCUUUGAUGUCAGAACGAUCUGCCAGAAUGAGACCGAGUAGAGGUCACAACAUACCCAUUGAGCCUCCAGCGGCCGACUUAAGUCAUCUAACGGAGCAGGAACGAGCCCACAUCUUGUCCGUGCUACAGAGGGCGAGGGAUUUGCAGACAAGGGAUGAACGACGAGUAAGGGAUCUUGAAGAUGACUUCUCAAACUAUGCUGCCUCUGUCCUCCAACGUUCAUCCGACGCUACAACGACGGCAGAGGUCGACGCAGCCGCCGGGGCAGCGCCGGUCAAGCAGCGUGACCUGUGCCCUAUAUGCCACCAGACUGAACUAAUACCCGACCCCCAACCAGGUACUGCCCAGGAGGGCCUAUCAUGUGGAGACUGUGAGCGUAUUGUGUGUCUACAGUGUGGGUUUUACACGCCAGCGAUUACGUCAGAUACAGAAACUUGGCUGUGCAACAUGUGCCAAAGGAGGCGACGAUUCAUCGCCACCUCGGGCUUAUGGCACGUGGGCCGCCGUAGUAAUGGUCGCUUCUCUGGCUCCAAGCUACAAAGGCGUAGUAGUUUGGACGAGACAGAAAGCGCGCUCAAAAGAUCUGCCAAAAAGGCUCACAAGCUGGAGCGCAUGGCUUCCUACUCCCAGUACGAAGAGAUGAAGACUGACCAUGACAGAACGCGCGAGGGCGCAAUCUCAUCCCCCUCACCAGAAGGUGCAUGCGCUGCAUCUGUGGGUCCAUCCAGCGCUAUUUCGAAUCAGCCCAGACGAACACCGACAGGUGGGCGGGAAAAAUUCAACGCUAGGACAGAAACCGCACCACCGUCCAAGCCACCACGAUCUGCGUCGCGGGAUGAUCCGACUUCAUCUUAUUCCCGCACCGACACGCACCAGUACCCGGACGGUGGCCAAACGGCAGCAGUGCUGUCCCAAGCCUUGGUACAUCAGGACAGUAACUCCACCGACGCGAUGACGAUGUCAUCAGCAAGCAGUGCCGAGAGGAUGCAAGAGACCACCACCGAGGAAUCCGAGAUUGAUUUCGACGAGGAUGAGAUGAUGCGACAGCUUCUUGAGAUGGCAGGUGAUAAAAACACCAAUGUGAGUACCGAACCUGUGGAUACCGAAGGCGAGCAAAUACCGGGUCAGCUGUCGCCAGAUUACGGGGAUGUGGAAGAGGAGACUAAGGACAACACUGAGCAGGACCUGAGCAAUAAUAACACCGUCGAGGACUAUGCAACACAGCAUGACGGCAAGCAAAGUUACCUUCAGAGACGGUUUGGUGACUUGGAUGUCUUAUACGAGGAAGACACCACCACGAGGGAGCCUGGGACAUCUCACGAGUCACAGGAAGGGGUUCAGAGCUUCUCGGCGAAAACUAUGCUAACUGAGCGCGAACGAGAGCUCGUACAAGAAACCGGUAGAAACUCACGAUCAAAAAUACUUAGCUUUUCGCAAAGAUCCUCAUCUGCAGAUUGCACAGGGGACGAUGAGGUGAAAGCAAACGGUGCAAAAGGCAUUACAAGUAGCUCCUCAUUUGACUCGUAUGAAUAUCACAGUGAUAGUGAAAUUAAGUCAAGCAGAUCCCGAUUAGGUAGAGACAUGAAGGACAUGUCAACUCUAUCGGGAAGCGAUCCCAGGUUGGUAUCUGAUUCGGAAUCACCGAACGGGGACUCAAUCAAUGCCUCAAAAGGAACCCUCGAGAAAUUGUUUGUGCCUCAAUCCUCGCCAGAUGACUUUGCCACCGAUGAGAAAUAUCGAUCGGUGGAAGACUUGACCAAAAUUGGAAAGGAAGACUCUGUAGCAUCCGGCGAUACCGACAACGGUACAACUAGAGUUGGAACGCCCGCUGUCGGCCAGCCACAGUUCCAGUACAGCAAACAGAAACCGAACAGUUUACCCAGGAGGCGCAGAAGCAGGCCCGUAAUGGAGCUUCCACUGUCGCCAAUAUUUGACGAGGAGGCAGGGUCACCUGAUGAUGACCUUGAGCAUCCGGCUGGAGAUUUCUCGUCCCCAGAGUACGCUGAUCCUUCACUAGCAGAAGACUCGCCGUUUGAGUACGAGUACGAUGAUGACGCAGAUGCCUCACAGGAAGGUUUGUCUUCAGAUGAUGAUAAAGAGCUACCAAGGACCAAGGAUGACCUCCAGGCAAUGGAAGGAGAGGAAACUGAACAGCAAGAAUUUGUUGAGGAUUUUGCCAUCAGAUCAAGGGAAGAUGGUUUGGAAACAUUAGUAGAAGAACAAGAAGAGGUACCAGAACAAGACACUGUCCGGGAAAGACAGCAGCCAGCCUCAACGAACAUUGUCCAGACUCAUGAGUCCAUAACAAGAUCCCUUUCAUCUGAAAAACACAAGACAGAACAACUUUUGAGAGAGGCUGUUGACAACGAUCGAGGUGCAGCAUCAGUCGAACACACUGGUAACAUAGAUGAUGCAGACAGUGAGACCCGGUCAGCAACCAAGGAGCAGUUCAAACACUUACAAAGACACUCUCAAGAUGAUAUCAAUUCUUCAUCAAGCCUCACAAGCAGCCAAUCGUCUGACGAACCGCCUGACACUGUGCGGUCAAACCAAGACACAAAAGAUGCACAUGGUCCCAGACCCAAACCCCCUCCUCUUGGCAACUUACCUGCAAGGUACAGCAUGGAAGCCUACUCCAGUCUAGAAUCAGAAGAAGGCAAUAGCUUGCUGAGCUCACCACGGACUCCUAGUUAUGAUACUGAUAGUUUUGAAAGACCAAAAGUUGCAAGCCCUGGGAGGAAAGCCGCUGAGUUGGACUCUCCUCUCAGUCCUGGCUUCAGAUUCUCACCACCGGCAACCCCGAAGCAUCUCCUUGAAGCUAGUAAACACAUGAAUGAUGAUAGCUACUCUUAUGAUAACUCACCGAGUGAACUGUCUGAUGAAAUCCAAAUGUCGCCCGUCACUCUUACAGUAUGUAAAUCGGUUAUCACGCACAUGGGUACCAGCUUCGAUGACUACAGCGGACCGUUUCCGACGAGCCAGACUGUGGCUAAUGCAGUCGGUCCAGAUCUACCUUCUUUUGUUGACUUGCCAUCAGCCAAGCCUAUUCCUCAAACAGUGGAGGAACCAGAAGCCAGCAAGAAGAAAGCGAACACAGCAGAUGCUUGUACCGGGACGCAGACAGAGCACAUCUUAAGUGUCAUGAUUCCUAAAUCUUCUCCAUUUCGCCGCUCAGAGGAAGAAAAACCCAAAUCAGUCAAGAUGCAAUCGACCUCUUCACAAACCACCACACCCGUAUCAGACACAGACACGAGCGCGGGAAGCUCCCCAAUAAAACAGACUCCUAAAGCGAAGAUACUCAAAGACGCUGGUACCGAUGCAACACUCGACAGUCCUUCCUUCUCUCCCAUGUCUCCAAUGCAUGUAAGCACCCACCAUGCAAAGACGACCAGCAUCGCAGUCGGCACCAGCCCGGAGUAUUCCCCUCCAUCGUCGGCACCUUCGACAGACACCGAAUCGGUCGCUAGUCGGUCUUCUCGACUCAAAUACGUCCAUGGUGGAUUCGGGAGUGACGGUGAUACCACUGACUGGGGAGCUAGUAUGCCCUUCUCCUCGAUAGCCUCGUCGAGCGGUGCCUCGAGCCCCGAGAGAAGCUCCUCCUUACGGUCGACACCUUUGAAGUACUUGCCUCUUGAAAGUAGUAGUGCAUCCAAUACAUCACCCCCUGCUGCCAGGAGAAGCCGUGCUGACAGAGAGACAUCAACUCAGCGAGGAUCAACAGCUCCGGCUAGAACACGUAUGAUGAGAGAAAGUGUGAGCUCAGAAAGAAGGACGUCAUCGAGCGAUAUCGACAGUUGCGAUAGCGAUGGUGGUACACCGUCAAGCACACCGAGAAAGGUUCGACGUCGCCUGCCGUCUAUCCCAGCCGACCAGGUGCCCGUUACCGCUCCCCGGAGCUCGGGCUCCCACAAGGUCUUCCUGGAGAAAGACCAGAACAUAUCCGACCCGAGCAAACAGCUCGAACUGCAACGUGUUAAAGAGAUGCUGAGCCGAAAAGCAGCAGCGAUCGAGAAACAGCGCAGAGAGGAAGAGUUGCGCAAUCUGAGGAUAGAGGCGGAUCGACAGCGUGUAGGGGCGGCCGCUGAGAGGAUUGCGCGGCGCAGGCAACCAAAGCCACGAGGAAGAUUCUAUAGUGAUGGCUCCGUGUCAGACUCGGAGGUCGGACCGAUCGGGAGUGGCAGGGAGUCCAGAGAGAAGGAUAUACUCGAUACUGAUUGGAGACUCGGUGCACCUGCUCUUUCUAUGCAAACCCUUAACACAAUCGAUAGCCAACAAUCGCCUACUCAUGCACGAUACGGACUUGAACCUCCAGGGGCUCCACGCAGCACCCUCUUCCUCUCCAAAUCAGAGGAAGACAUCAUUAGGGAAAUUGAGAAGCAAAUUUCUGAGACCACGGGAAAGGCAUACCAAGCUUACGAUAGGACUGAGAUUGAGCGGGACGUCCGGAGGCGGUACGGGGCGUUACACGACUCCGACCGUAGCUGCAGUAGCCAGUAUUCGUCCUCCUCGGGCUCCCGAGGCAGUCUUAGCGACAGCUGGAGUUCGGUCACGUUCGAACUCCCAGACUAUCGCUUAAGGACCGUCCGCCAGAAACUUAAAGAGGAGCUGAAACUCGUCACUGCCGAUAAAAAAGCACAGCUCGACAGGGAUGCUGUGACGAACGAGCCCGCUCGAACUCAUUCCUCCCACGGGAAGGAGUUCGGCGGUAGAGACUCAUCAGCAAUGGGGCUGUUGUACGCCCAUAAAAACAGCGGUAAACUCCAGUUAUUGACUGUUCCGAGUACGGACAAACCAGAUAAGAAGGGUAAUAAACCGAACGCUGGUAACCGCCUCUCGCCGCAAGCGUCUCCCCAGAGGCGGCGGAAUCGCCGUCAAGCCGCCGACUCAGUCCCACCGAUGUUCUCACCGAUUAAAGAAGAUGUCGACAUCGAGGCAGAGGUCAUUCAGUCUCAGGGCAAGCUCUUACAUCACUCGGUUGUUGAGCACGAUGCCAUUCUAAUGCCAGAGGGGGAACAGGGUAACGAGCUUCGGAGGUAUCGUUAUAGAAAUGACGUCACACCGGAAGAGAGGUCAUCCCCUCUCGAUACAUCGACGAGUCAGACGUCAUCGGAGAGUACCUCGUCUGGUCAUCGAAGGCGAAGACGAGAUACACCCGGGAACAUGAGGCCGGAGGAAGCAGACCGUCUGAGUCGUGAAGGAGAAAUCAUCGAGAAACAAAUCCGGGAACAGCAAGACAAAGAGUUCAGAAGGGAGAUCGAACGCCGUAAGAAGCAGAUGGAGGACUCCGCCAAACGGCUGGACGAACUAAAGAUACGACGGGGCAUUGAGUGGUCGGCUGUCGGCGGGGCUCCCUCGUCAAAAGGCGGUCAGGGACCGGUCAAGUUGAGCCAGAGCCUUGACGAGAUCGCACGGAGGGGAGACAGUGACCACUCCCCACUCCGUGACCAUCGACGGUACGGGUCGUUGGAGACAGUGACCAGGGAUCGAACCCGGGGCACCAGAGAGGUUGUGUCAAUGUCCACGCCUCAGCUGACUGACCGCGAGAGGGCAGUCAUUAAACGAGACCAGCAGGGAUUGAUCUUGCCUCUGGAUGAAGAGACGAGGUUGCAAAAGGGUUCUUCGGAGCAGGGGAAGAGACCAACGCGUAGUGGAAGAGACAGCCAUCAUAAACUAGAAAGGUCCUCCUCGCGGGAGAAGCGCCCUCAUCGACAAGACAGCAUGGAGAGUGUUGGCUCCCAUAGGGGGCAUUCUGAGGAUGACGAGGCGGGGUACUCUGACAGUAGCAAGGGAAGCAGUAGACGACGAAGGAGCACCGAGGAACGUCGAAGCUCCGAAGAGUCGUCACGACACCACCGUGACCGUGACCCACCACGUGAUCACCAUCGCCACCAUCAGCGUGACCGUGAUCACGGUCGCUCCUCACCGGCUUCACACGGUCGCUCCUCACCGGCUUCACACGGUCGCACCUCACCGGCGUCACACUACCAGGAGAGUUCCUACCGUGACUACCAGCGCCGACCGCACCAUCGAUCCCGUGAGGAUGUCGUGACGACGCCGAUAGAGGAGCGUGGCAGCCGCGACCGUGACCUUCAUAGGGAGUCAUCGCACCAUCGACAGCAUAGCAGGUCGCGUGAGGACAUCUCGUCGUCUGAGCGUGAACGUGAACGGGCACGCACCAUCAGCCCAAGUCCUGUCCGUGAUCAAGACCGUGAUUCACAUCGUGAGCGUGAACUACACCGUGAUCACAGACGACGUCAGCAUCACCACUCGGGUGAGGACCUCUCCAAAGGUGCUAAGAACAACAGUGAACGGCCGUCGGCAGGAUCUCGUUCAAGAAGUCUUCCAAGGGUGCUACAAUCAGAGAGGAGACAAGCUUCUCCAGAAGAUUACUACUACGGUGAUCAGGUGUAUAGAAUGCAAGCAAGUGAAUGGACACGAAGAGCAGAUGACAGUGGUGACGACGAGGACGAACGGCGGCGACAGGCAAUCUGUCAAAGUGUCCCCGCUGGAUCGCGACACAUGCAGCCACGACAAGUCUCACGCGCCGACUACCAGUUUCCCACCAGACGAUUCCGUCUCCCACGUGAUCCCAAUGACAAGAAGUGCAGAAACCACGGCAUCGGUAUGAGGAUAAUAGGCGGUAAACGGAUACCCGGAUCGGAUCAGCUGGUUGCCUACAUUGCUGAGAUACACAGGGCUGGAGUAGCAGACAGAGAAGGUUUGCGUGAGGGUGAUCAGGUGCUAGAGUGGUGUGGUAUGCCGUUGACUGGACGCACCUACGAGGAGGUCCAGAGAAUAACAAGAACACCCAACGGAGACGUAGAAGUCGUUGUCAAAUGCGGUACGAACUUGUUGGAGUCUCCCAGGCAGCGGACCAGACCUCCCGGUGAUAACAGCCCUCGAUCUCGGGCAACAAGCAACCCACCACAGCUCAUCGAAGAAGAAACACUUGAGGAAGAAGCAAUACGUAAUGGCGUGGAUCCGAGGAUGCUAUCCGAGCGUCUUGAAGGCAUCUCCAAGGCACAGUACGUCUACAGCUCCCCGACUACGUCGGCCAAUACGGAGAAUUCAUCACCAAAGAGAAAAGGUCGAGACAGAAACAAGAAAAUCAGUGGAGAAAUACAGAUUCAGUUAGAUUACGACGGCCGUACUGGUGAUCUGAUCGUCGGUAUACUCCGAGGCCGAAGCCUGGCCCCUAAGGAUAUCAACGGGCUAGCUGAUCCGUUUGUCAAGACGUGCCUUUUACCUGGAAGGGGACCGGAUAAUAAGCGGAAGACUCGGUACGUUCCAAAGACCCUAACCCCGGAAUGGAACCAGACUGUCCUAUACAGAGCCGUCAGACCACAGGAAUUGGCAACCAAAAUAUUAGAGAUAAGCGUCUGGGAUUUCGACCGUUUUACUUUCAAUGACUUCAUGGGUCAGAUCCUAAUAGACCUCUCCGACAGCCAAAUACUAGACAACCGACCACGAUGGUUCUCCCUGCAAGACCAGCCGGCCAGUACCGGUCAACAAGAGGCCUUCUCCCCACGAGCCCUCUCCCCCGUCACCACCGUUCCCGGUAACCACCAAGGCCACCCUCUCAGCAUUCUAACCCGCGGGAGGGGAGCCUCUGUCUCCGGGGACCAUGGAAGUCCGGAGAGGAGGCGCGCCCUCUCGCGGUCGAUGGAGAGGGUGCAGGUGGGGAGUGCGGCACAGCAGUUGAUGGAGUCGGACUCGCAGAGUUCUCGCUCGUCUGGCUACGAAUAUGACACGGACAGGUCCACACAGAGCGACAAGUCUGGCUGGAGCCAGGAACACCCUCACGAUAAGUCAUCAAAAACCCAACCCCCAUCGUCAAAUAAAACCAAAGGAACUCAUCAAAACGGACAUAGGAACAGAGUCAACGGAGGUGAGAAAUCAACAGACAGAACUAAGCCAAGCACAUCCACCCAUGCAACCAAAGAGUCAAGCCCCCCAAAAGGCCAACCGCCCAAAUCGUCACCAACAAGCACCACUAAAAAGCCGUCAAGUAUAAGUACCUCAGUUAAAGUCACAGUGACCACGAAGCAUCCAACGGGGAAGCAAGGACCAAAGGAGACCAAGAGUAACACGCAAGAGAGGAGGACACCUGAAGCCACGAAAAAACAGCAACCGAAACCAAAAAAUCCGCCCGAGAAGAAAGUUCGGAGCAGGACCCUAUCACCAGAAAGGACCACGGACAAAGUGAAGUUAUCACCUAGUAACGUCAGAGCGUCCAAGCCUCGUAAUGAGCCAAGUAUAUUCCAUUACACCAGUACUAACCCUAGCAGAAGGACAGCAUCUGAACAAGCUGAUGGUAAAGGUUCCGUGACGUCCAAGUCUGCUCAGAACUUGAGUAUUUACCACGACAAGCCCUCUACGUCAUCAGAGACCAGGCGCUCCUCGGCAGAGGGACCCGCUCUGAGAGUCAACGGACCGGAAAGCAUUCACGAAGAAGACAGAUUGGAGGAAAGUCCCUCCAGUGACCAGGGCAAGCAUGUGGCAGUCUCACCUACACGGGAACCAGUUAAGACUGAUCAAGAACAAACAGGGAAAGCAGACGUCGUCGAGGUUGAGGAGGGGAGCGUUCAGCAGCAACGGCAGGAGAUACCAGAGGAAAGUGCUCUACUCAACGGCGGGCACGGCAACGAAAGAUUGGUAGGCGGUGUGCCCAGCCUCUGGGUACGUAAGCCACAGUUGGGUACUGGACCCAACCUGGAAGACGACACCUUGAUGCAAAUGAACCUGAAAGCUGCUAUGUAUACCAGAAUGUUUGCCGGGGACCUGGGACCAGGCCAGAUCAUUGAUCCGGAAAUGCCAAGGCAAUCUGAUCUUCUUCUGUAUAGAGGAGACUACGAGACGACUGGUGAGAUACGUAUAGGACUGAAGAAGGAAACUAAAGCGGAUGGGGACAAGUUGUACGUUGAGAUCAUACAGUGUCGCAAGAUCAGCUACAAGUUCAAGACUGAAAACCCACCAGACCUAUACGUCAAGGGUUACCUGGUCGUAGGUGAUCGGAAAGUGUCAAAGAAGAAAACGCACAUUUGCAAAUUCAGCAAGGAACCAAACUUUAACGAAGUGUUCAUGUACAGUACCAGCGUAACAGGCCUUGCUUUACAGGUUUCCCUAUGGGCAGACGGUGGGCGAUUUGGAAGGAACACCUUGCUUGGAGAAGCCAUGAUCUGGCUGGACAAUGUUCCAUUUAUUCCCAACUCUGAAAGCGAGGCUUGGUACAAACUCUUACUCGCCAGCCACAAGUGUUCCUCCAGUCCGUAACGAGUGACGUCACUUCGUUCUAAACUAUACAUCGACGUGAAGUUCAAGAAUAAUCUAAUCUCCUAACUAAUACUCUCCUCGCUGAUCGGACUCUGCCGUCUUGGUCGCGUUCCUUUAACCGUCAUCACAGUAAUUGCAUGUAUGAAGUUCAGUGUCAUGGUUGCCAGUCUAUCUUGCACGGAGUAACAACAUGAAAGUCUUAAUGAACCACACAGUGUUGGGUCAUGACGUCAUUAUCAUGUUAUCGUGUGUGGAAUCGUUGCUAUGGAUGGCCAUGAAGUAAAUGUUAAGGCUAGAGCCAUCUAACAUGUUGGAACCGCUCAAGGUAACCUCGGAUAUACAUGUAAGUUGACAAUAUCAUUGAGGAUCUUCGUGGCACUGCCUUGGUCCACAGGCUAAGCCCCAUGGAUGUGUUUACAUCAUCACUGUAUCAAGAAGGCGACUUUCACUGAACAUCGGUACAAUUUACAAUUGAAGAAUAGACACUAUGUGAGAAACAAACGCCGAACUAUAGACCCCCGGUGCAUUGGCUGCCAUGUUUGAUGAAACGUGCACGUGUGAAGGGCCAUCAUUGGCUGAUAGAUGCACUUUUCCAUUGUUUUAAAUUUUAAAAAUGAUGGUCGAUGGCGUCAUUGUGCAAUCCAUCUAUACCAGUGACACAAUCAUCCAACAGUUUCUACCAGAUGUGUUCUGAGAGCGUUCCCCUCCAUUCAGGAUUACUUAUUAACCAGUCAGUCUGGUUGCUGUAUAACAUUGGACGAAUGCAUACCAGACAUGAGGGUUUCUUAAGAGUAGAAAAAAAAACAUUUUACAAAAAUCGCCGAGAGAUUCCAAGAUGAACUUCCAUCUGCCAUCAAUGUCUGAGUGUCUGACGAGGAGGAACAUUGAAGAAUCUGGACUUGCCUUGGGGAGAUCGUCUCUCCGUCACGUCUGCUCCCCAAAGAGAUCCACUCGAAUCCUUUGCAAUAUACCCUCACUAUAGACUGGUCCCCUGCCCUGAUCUGCAAUGAUAAGGACAUGUGCUGGCUUUUAUGUAUACGCAUGUUCGUCGGAUUUUUUUUGUGAAUCUCCAGAACAAUGAAAGCCACGUGAACUGAUGCGGGGUCAAAGGUGAUAAUGCAGGUGGGCUCAACAGCAGAUCUCUGAUGGCGAAAUUCACGAGCCACGAAGUGCGAGUGUGAUGUCAAAUGUUUAGGCUACCUCCAAACUUACUCCAAGUGUUCAACUCGCCAACAAAUUUCUCUAUACGAGAAGCCAUAAAUCUUUACCAGAGACAGAUUCUACCAUCAAAGGAA
Messenger RNA from Asterias rubens (European starfish), 11877 nucleotides. RefSeq lists its product as uncharacterized. Gene Ontology annotation, cellular component: axon; glutamatergic synapse; cytoskeleton of presynaptic active zone. The record is from RefSeq and is a predicted model, not a curated record. Gene Ontology annotation, biological process: intracellular protein transport; protein localization to synapse; presynaptic active zone assembly. Bases 1265 to 10582 code for a protein of 3105 amino acids. Gene Ontology annotation, molecular function: structural constituent of presynaptic active zone; metal ion binding; small GTPase binding. Lineage: Eukaryota; Metazoa; Echinodermata; Asteroidea; Forcipulatida; Asteriidae. The transcript is spliced from 28 exons.